GCCACUCCCUCUCCCCGUCACUCCAGCUAUCUUCGACGAGAACGCCUCGCCUCCUAAUCCCGCCGCGCGUUGUGAUUGGUGGACCCAUCAGGAAACGCUUUUGAAAAGCCUGGCGCACGUCGUUGUCCUUCACUUUGAGUUUUGGCGGCGGAAGUGGUGUUGGGUUUUUUUUCCUCUCUGAGGCGACGAGUUUUCAGAUGCCGAGGCCGGUGAGAGAAAGUGAGGUUUUGGCUGCCUCACUGGUGAACAGUGUGACUCAGGCCCUGGGAAAACUGCAGAAUUUGUGGGAUGAAAUGGGCAUCAGCAGAGAAUUGCAAAUGGAGCGCAUGCAGGCAGCGAAGGGGCGCAUUGAGACUCUUUUGAACGAAAUGAUUGAAGAGGAGAGUAAUAUGAAAGAAAAAAUUCAAAAUGACAUCGAAAUGCAUAAGCAUCAAUUGGAUAUCCUCAGACAUGAACUAAGGCAGGAUCCGUAUAAGUGGGAAGAGGAGUUACUGGUCUUGGAAGAACAGAAGAAAGAACACCUCAAAAAAAUUACUUUGAAAGUCAGAGAAGAACUUGAUACUUACUGGAACAAAUGCUAUUUCUGUGGUGAACAGAGAGCUACAUUUCAACCAUUUUAUAAUGAUAAUUAUUCAGAAGAGUUGUUGAGUCUGCAUGAUGAAGAACUUGUAAAAAUUAGAGCUGUUUAUGAGAAAAACAAAUCUCUGUAUGAAAGUGUUCAGAAAUGGGAAGCUAUCUUAGAAAGAUUUGUUGAACUGGAGAAAAAAUCAGCAGACCCUAGCAGACUUCUAAACAGAGGGGGUAGCUUACUCAGAGAUGAAAAGGAACGAUCAAAGAUUCAAAAACAAUUGUUAAAGUUGGAAGAAGAACUGAAGAGAAAUAUUGAAAACUGGGAGAAGGAAAAUGGCUCAUCCUUCCUGGUUAAUAAUCAGAGGUUUCUUGAUACAAUGGCCCAGCAAUUGCAACAUCACAAACUUAAAAAAGAUCAUCAAUCCAAAAUAUCGGUGAAAAAAGAAGAAUUUGCAGCUUCCAGAAGAACUGUUAAAAAACCUGCAGAAGAGAGUACUCCAACUACUAAUAAAAAGAUGUGUAAGACGCCUUACAAAAGUGUACGUCCAGAACCCCCCAGCCAGCUACCUUUAGAAGACUGCAAAGAAAGCAAACCAACCCAGCAGCCUAGUUAUUCAGAUUUCGUGAAAGAGUUGUUAACGAAGUCAAGCUGCACUGGAAUUAUUUUUAAUUCUACAUUCAAGGAGAACUUUCCUGAAUGAACCAAUCAAUCAUCUCCUCCUGAUAGCUUGACUGAUUGGAUAAAUUGACAUUCAAAAUAUAUUAAAAUAAUAAAUGCUGUCUGUACAGUAAUUAUAUUUUUAUUCUUGUAACUUUUUCUAUAAAAAUCACUUUUGCUAUCUAUGCUUUUGUAUGUAUUAUGAAUAAAACAUCAAACAUGAA
Molecule: messenger RNA, 1452 nt
Organism: Anolis carolinensis (green anole)
Lineage: Eukaryota; Metazoa; Chordata; Lepidosauria; Squamata; Anolidae
Product: protein regulator of cytokinesis 1-like
Exons: 10
Coding region: 198-1271 (357 amino acids)
Biological process (GO): microtubule cytoskeleton organization; mitotic spindle midzone assembly
Cellular component (GO): cytoplasm; mitotic spindle midzone; spindle
Molecular function (GO): microtubule binding
Source: RefSeq, a predicted model, not a curated record